Messenger RNA from Hordeum vulgare subsp. vulgare (domesticated barley), 779 nucleotides. Its product is annotated as 28 kDa ribonucleoprotein, chloroplastic-like. The coding region runs from base 226 to 573 and encodes 115 amino acids. Gene Ontology annotation, molecular function: RNA binding. NCBI's taxonomy places the organism in Eukaryota, Viridiplantae, Streptophyta, Magnoliopsida, Poales, Poaceae. The transcript has 5 exons. The record is from RefSeq and is a predicted model, not a curated record.
GUCAAUCUUGCGAAAUUGUGCUGGUUUUUGCCGUGAUCCCCUUGUUCGUCUGUACAUUUCUUCGCACAAUUUCACUUGGUUUUGUGUUCUUGGGGCGUUCUUGGAAUAACCUGGUUUGGUGGGGUGCGGUUCGUGAAAUUUUGUGGGGGUCAACCGAUCUGCGGGUAAGGGGAUCAGGGAGACCAAAGGAUUUCGGGAUUAUUUCUAGAGUUCGUAACAUAGGCGAUGCUCAACUGGGGAAGAAAGGCUGUGCUCAAUGCUAGGGUUCCGGUGGGCAAGCUAGUGGAUCGGAGCGCCGUCUUCUCCUCAGGCUCCAGGCUGUUCGUCGGAGGUCUGCCCUAUGACACCAAUGAAGUUGCUCUCAAGGGUGUAUUCUCUCAGCAUGGCGAUAUUAUCCAAGUCAAAGUGAUAUGCCAUCCCGUGACGGGGCGAACCAAAGGGUAUGGUUUCGUCAGGUUCUCCUUGGAAAAAGAAGUAGCUGCGACAUUGGAGAAGAUGAGCGAUGCGGUGCUCGAUGGAAGAACAUACGGGUGCAUUUCGCAAACAGUGGAUGAUCUGCUACUGCUGCUAUAGAUGAGCAGGGUACUUAUCCGGUCUUUGUUUGUUGUGUUCAGAAUCUGUAAUGUUAGAUGGCGCCCUGGACAUGUACUUUUGCAUGAUCACCAGUACAUAUUUCAAGCUUAGUCUCGUGACCAACUUCAAAUAGACCAGUCUUCUGAUUUUUUAGCUUGACAUUGCCUGUAGCAUUCUGUUUGUUGAUAACUGAAAACCCAGAGGAA